Cylas formicarius (sweet potato weevil) is the source of this 1417-nucleotide messenger RNA. RefSeq names its product tRNA N6-adenosine threonylcarbamoyltransferase, mitochondrial (gene Tcs4). Bases 35 to 1282 code for a protein of 415 amino acids. The record is from RefSeq and is a predicted model, not a curated record. NCBI's taxonomy places the organism in Eukaryota, Metazoa, Arthropoda, Insecta, Coleoptera, Brentidae. Gene Ontology annotation, biological process: tRNA threonylcarbamoyladenosine modification. Gene Ontology annotation, cellular component: mitochondrion. The transcript is spliced from 7 exons.
CCUCGCUUUACUACUUGAUUUAUUUAUAAACGAAAUGUUUAUAAUAAAUAAAUUACGAAAUAAAUCUAUUCGGGAAAUUGGAACUUUUAUUUUUAUGAGGUUUUGCACGUCGCGGCAAGUGAUUUUAGGAAUCGAGACUUCGUGCGACGACACUGGAUGUGCAUUGGUCGAUAGUACUGGUAAUCUUCUAGGGGAAGCUUUGCAUUCUCAACAUUUAGUGCACCUCAAUAAUGGUGGUAUCAUUCCACCAAUUGCUUGGAAUUUGCAUAGAAAAAAUAUAGAGAAAACAGUAAAUGUUGCUAUGGAAAAUGCAAAUUUAACAUUUGAUAAAGUAUCAGCAAUCGCUGUAACGGUGAAGCCGGGUUUGCCCAUGUCUCUAUCUGUGGGAACAAAAUAUGCAAAAUACUUAUGUAACAAAUACAAAAAACCAAUUAUACCAGUACAUCACAUGAAAGCACAUGCUCUAACCGCAAGAAUGUUCGAUAGGUCCCUGACAUUUCCCUUUUUAGUACUGCUGAUUAGUGGUGGUCAUUGCCUCUUAGCAAUCGCUCAGAGCAUAGAAGACUUUCUCCUACUUGGCGAAAGUAUCGACGAUGCCCCUGGUGAAGCAUUUGAUAAGAUGGCCCGUAGACUCAAACUCAAGAAUUUGCCUCAAUAUUCGACAUUAUCAGGGGGGGCAGCUAUCGAAAUUGCCGCGUCUAGAGCCGACGAUCCAUUGCAGUAUAAUUUCAAGGAGCCCAUGUCCCAGUACAAGGAUUGUAAUUUUAGCAUGGCAGGAAUUAAAACUCAGUUUGUAAGACAUGUUGAAAAAGAAGAAGCUGACUUGGAACUAGCUCCGGAUAGUAUCAUUCCUGGCGCAAACAACCUUUGUGCUGCAUUUCUGCUUGUAAUGACAAGGCACUUAUGCCACAGACUUCAAAGGGGCAUAGAAUACAUUUCUCGCAAAGGGCUAAUUCCUCCAGAAAACCAAACACUGGUUGUAUCUGGUGGCGCAGCUUGUAAUAAUUUCAUUAAUGAAGGAUUACGCAUUGUGUGUGAGGAGUUAGGAUACAAGUUACUCAGGCCCCCUCCGAAAUUGUGCACCGACAACGGGGUGAUGAUUGCCUGGAAUGGAGUUGAGAGGUGGAAUGCUAAAAUUGGAGUACUAGAUAAAUAUGAUGAUGUAGAUGUUGAAAGAAGUUCCCCAUUAGGACAGAGCCUUAUAGACGAUGUAAGAAAUGCCAGUAUAAGAUGCAAGUGGAUCAAACUUUCAAAAUUGUCACUUCCAAAAAGUCAGUGGUGAAAAGACAAAAGGAUUAUAAACAAUUUGUAUAUUGAUAAAUAGACUUCUAAAUUAAUGGUGGCCCUUGUUCUACCAUUGAAGCCUUAAUCCGCUCGUGCAUCUCUCCCACUUUAUCUUCUUCAUUUUCAAAGUCUG